Molecule: messenger RNA, 1956 nt
Organism: Drosophila elegans
Lineage: Eukaryota; Metazoa; Arthropoda; Insecta; Diptera; Drosophilidae
Gene: Ir7b
Exons: 2
Coding region: 1-1956 (651 amino acids)
Source: RefSeq, a predicted model, not a curated record
AUGAAGUACUGGUUAUACAUAUUGUUUUGCUGCUUCUUGGUGACCAACACAAUGAGUUCCGAACUGGAUACGGAAUUGGUGGAUGCACUGGCUCACGUAAUGGUUAACUCGCAGAUGGGCACUUUCAAGACCGUGUAUAUCCAUACCCACUCAAGUGUCCGGUCAACUGGUGGCCAUUUGGAGGAGCUGCUCACCCAAUUGCUGGUGACUUUGCCGACCACUUUGCAGGCGAGGAGGCUGUUCCUCCAGCAAUCCAUGGAGUACAAGCCUUAUGCACAUGCUGUCCUGGCAUUGGUGGAUGAUUUUCCAGCUCUUUCGGCCAUUUACGAACGCAUUCGAGCCACCCAGGAUUUAUCCUACACUCUGGUUUACAUGUCCCUGCCCACGGAUGCGUAUGGUGAGGAGAUUCAGUUGAGCCUGCAGCUCUUGUGGCGCCUUAGUGUGCUGAAUGUGGGCGUGGUCGUGCGUCCUCCAGGCGGCCAGUUCCUCAUGGUAAGCUAUUUUCCGUUCAGCGCCACCCAUGGUUGCCAAAUGAUCUCGGCGAAUGUGGUGAAUCGCUAUCAAUUGCCGGCACGGCAAUGGGUAAGCCAGGAUUAUUUUCCCGCCAAGUUGGGCAACUUCUAUGGCUGUCUACUCACCUGUGCCACCUGGGAGGACAUGCCCUAUUUGGUUUGGCGGCGCGACGGUAGCGGAUCCUUCGUCGGCAUCGAGGGUGCCCUGCUCCAGUUCAUGGCCGACAAUCUGAACUUCAGCGUGGGUCUCUAUUGGAUGAACAAGGAGGAGGUGCUGGCCACUUUCGACGAGUCGGGCAGGAUUUUCGAUGAGAUCUUUGGCCACCAUGCGGACUUCUCCCUGGGUGGCUUCCAUUUCAAACCAAGUGCUGGCAGUGAGAUUCCCUACUCACAGUCCACCUACUACUUCAUGAGCCACAUCAUGCUGGUGACCAAUCUGCAGAGUGCCUACUCCGCCUACGAGAAGCUGGCCUUUCCCUUCGAUCCCCUCCUGUGGCGAGCCAUUGGCCUGGUCCUGAUCCUGGCCUGCCUGCUCCUCCUGAUGGUGGAUCGAUGGUGGCGUGGCCACGAGUUGCCCCGCCAUCCGUACUACCAGCUGUUGGUGCUGACCAUGGGUGGCAAUCUGGAGGAUCGAUGGCUGCCACGUGGAACUUGUGGACGCCUGCUGCUGCUCACCUGGCUGUUCGCCACCUUGGUGCUGCGGGGUGGCUACCAGUCGGGAAUGUAUCAGCUGCUGCGCCAGGACACCCAAAGGAAUCCGCCACAGACGAUUGCCGAGGUGCUGGCCCAGCGAUUCACCAUUCAGCUGGCCGCGGUGAAUGAGGCCAGGAUUCUGGCCAGUCUGCCGGAGCUGCGACCCGAGCAGCUGGUUCACCUCGAGGGCAGUGAGCUGCAAUCCUUUCCAGCCCUGGCCCAGCAGAGUGGCUCCUCGGCGCGGGUGGCCAUCCUGACCCCCUACGAGUACUUUGGCUACUUCAGGAGGGUGCAUGCGAUGAGCAGGAAACUGCACUUGGUGCGGGAACGCAUCUACACCCAGCAGUUGGCCUUCUAUGUGCGACGACACUCGCAUCUGGUGGGUGUCCUGGACAAGCAGAUCCAGCAUGCCCAUUCCCAUGGCUUCCUGGAGCACUGGACGCGACGGUAUGUGAGUGCCGUGGACGAGACGGACGAGGGUGCGGCCAGAAUGGCCACCACGGCGUACAGCACCCUGGAUGGCAUCGAUGGCGAUCCCCGGCUGACGGAGGCGGAGGAGCAGCCGGUGGCCCCCGGUCGCCGCAAUGUGCUCUCCAUGCGGGAACUGGCCGCCCUCUUUUGGCUCAUCCUCUGGGCGAAUCUGGGUGCGGUGCUGGUCUUCUUCGCGGAAGUGCUGCUACCCCGAAUAAAACGUGGCAAAAGGACAACACAAAUACCCACAAGGAUAGCAAAUUUAUCAAAUAGUGAAUGA